Molecule: messenger RNA, 3226 nt
Organism: Macadamia integrifolia
Lineage: Eukaryota; Viridiplantae; Streptophyta; Magnoliopsida; Proteales; Proteaceae
Product: probable folate-biopterin transporter 8, chloroplastic
Exons: 2
Coding region: 227-1894 (555 amino acids)
Cellular component (GO): membrane
Source: RefSeq, a predicted model, not a curated record
CUUCAUGUGGGUAUUUAAUUAUUGUUUCCAUCAAUUCAUCCUCUUUGGAUUGUUUGACACCAAAUUGACAAGCAAUUGGGGAUUGGGUCUCUCUCUCUCUCUCUCUCCAACUAAGCUGUCUACAACUUUUAGUCUGACUGUCUGACCAGGAAAGUCUGUAAUCUCCAUUUUCUUCCUUAUAAGUUACAUUUAUCUAAGCAAAAGAGAAUCAAAUUAGUCUAAAACCAUGAUUUACACAGCUCUAAUCAACAGAAACACAUUCAUCCCAGUGACCCCAGGAAUGCAAAGACCUCCAGCAAAUGCAUCUCUUCUUCACUCCAAUCUCAUCUUCAGCUUUGACCACCGGAACCGAAGAGUACCGUUAUCUUCCUCAAAAAACAGCAAGAACUCCAUAGAACCAAGCACCCAUCUUGUGAAACCCAUCAUUAUAACCCCUGACCAAGUCCCACCAAAGAAUUGCAAUACCAAGAGAAAUGACAGAAGAACAGAGCAUCUCCAAGUUGGUCAUCAACAGAUGUCGAUUCUAUGUGGAUUUGGGUAUUGGGUCCAAGGUUUCAGGUGCUUUCCAUGGUUGGCGCUCAACUUCCACAUGGCUCACACCCUGAACUUGCAUCCUUCGGUAUUGCAGCUUGUGCAGAACUCCGCUAACCUACCCAUGGUAGCCAAACCACUUUUUGGGGUAAUUUCUGAUGCUGUAUAUAUCGGCGGUGCUCAUAGAAUACCUUAUAUCUCCAUUGGAGUCAUUUUGCAGAUUCUGUCAUGGGGAGCCAUUGCAUUGGUCCCAGUUGGGGGUGAAGUUCUUCCUAUGCUAAUGGCUUGCAUUCUAAUGAGCAACAUUGGUGCAUCCAUCACAGAAGUUGCAAAAGAUGCUCUUAUUGCAGAGUACAGCCAAAAACACAAAUUGGGUGGUCUCCAAACCUAUGCUUUCAUGGCUCUAGCUGCAGGGGGGUUAUUAGGAAACCUGUUGGGUGGGUUUUUCUUAUCGAAAACACAACAAACCAGGGCCAUGUUUCUCUUAUUUUCUCUGUUACUAUCGGUUCAACUUGCAGUUUCCUUAAAUGCAAGGGAGGAUUCCCUCAGUUUGCCACAACCAUCAGAGCACCAUCUCAUUAGGAAUUCUCUCUCUGAAAACCUACACAAACAAUUCUCCAAUCUUCUUACUGCAAUCAGUGAAGAGAGUAUCUCCCGUCCUCUCAUCUGGAUUGUAGCUUCUAUUGCUGUGGUUCCAAUUUUGUCAGGUACUACCUUCUGCUACCAAACACAAUGUCUAAAGCUUGAUCCUUCAAUCAUCGGGAUGUCUAAAGUGAUUGGUCAGUUCAUGCUUAUAUCCGCAACUGUAAUGUACAAUCGCUAUUGGAAAACUGUUCCCAUGAGGAAAUUGAUGGGCACAGUGCAGAGUGUAUAUGCAGCCUCCCUUCUCCUAGACUUGGUGCUAGUAAAGCAGAUCAAUCUUAAGCUGGGAAUUCCAAAUGAAGCCUAUGUCCUAUGCAUGUCAGGUUUAGCAGAAACCAUUGCUCAAUUUAAGCUUCUUCCUUUCUCAGUGCUGUUUGCGAAUUUAUGUCCACCAGGAUGUGAAGGAUCGCUCACUUCAUUUUUAGCUUCAGCGCUUUGUUUAUCAUCCAUUAUCAGUGGGUUUAUGGGUGUGGGUUUGGCAUCUCUCAUUGGAAUUUCAUAUAGUGAUUACACUAGCUUGCCUAUGGGCAUUAUGCUACAAUUUCUUGCCGCUUUGUUACCUAUGGGUUUGAUAUCUUCUGUACCCAUGUCACAAUCAAUAGCAAAGGGAAGAAGAAGAGGCGUGAGUAAAAGAAGUAGGAGAAAUAGAAGAGUAGGAAGAAUGGCAUUGGAUUCUGUUUAUGCAUACCGGCGCCUGAGAGAAUACGAGACAGAAAAGUGAAGCAAGCUGAUGGGCUGAAGGAAUGAAAAUCAAGUGAAGGAAUCAUGUCAUUUUCUAGUGCCUUACUCUGAAUCAAUGUUAACUGGAGAUUUCUCUUUGUUUCUGAUUCAGACAAUUUCACUGCAGAACCUGCAAGCUCAGAGUGUAUUGCAAGCUAGAUUACUGAAUAUACAACCAAUUCUUUGGCUAUUUCAGUUUAGACUUCGCUAAAAUUGCUUGGAUAAGGCACAGGGAUUGGUGUUAUCGACUGCUGGAGAUUUCCUUACCUUCACUACUGUUGAAGAUGUACUUUAUCCAAAUCUCACUGUCAAGAAUCAGCAGCUUCGUUGGACUGCCACAAGCUGAUGUUAUAGCCACUUGCAAUUGGUCAUCCAAAUUUUGGCAUCUGAAAGAUAACAUCUGUAAAAAAAAUUUACCGAGAUUCUGAUUGAAAUCCGAAAAAAAAAAAAAUUUUGACUGUUUAAAACUCAAUUCUAUCUUGGACAUGGUCUUUGACAAUCUCCUAGUGGCAACACUACUGUUUGUUUUCAUUCUUUUCGUUCAUCCUACUUCUACAUCAGUCCAUAUUGAAUGCACACAAUGAAGCUAGGAGAGUUGGUCCUGUGACCUCCUGGGAGCUUGCACUCUACACUCAAGGCUUCAAACAAGCAGUUGUCUCACUUUCUAUGGACUUACGAGAGUCCUAAACAGUGCAAAACUGAAAUGCAACGAUGUCAUGCAAGAUUAGUGCCAAGCACUAGAGCUUAAUGAAGAUUAGGCAUACAAAAUUCAAGGGGGAAAAAGGAAAAAGAAAAAUCUCAGGCCUUCUUGAAUAUAGACACCAUGGAGAUUGGUGCGCAAUGUGGUUGUUCAGUGCAUUUAAGUUGCAGCUAAUGCUAUGAAUCAUAUACCAACCUUGGAAACAUCCAAGCAUCCAUGAUAGGACUGAAAGAAACUGUAACCGAGUAGCAGAUUUACCUCCAAUUGGACUGAGUAGAUUUGCCAUUCUCUGUCCUACUAUGUAUCUUUUCCGACAUGGCAACUGAAUGUAAUGUUUUUCCUGCAACUCACAGUGUCUUCUGGCGUUUUCAACAUCUGAAUUCAAUGGCACUACUCACGCUCCUUAAUGUUGUGCCAGAGACCCUAUUAAAGAUUUUAAAUCUCUUCCAUUCCCAUCAUCAGGGAGUUAAGAGUUGUAGUUCCCGCUGACAGUUUACAGCAACCGUGCUCUAUUCUGAUGCAGCAAUGUAGGCCAUAUCAGCUUACAAAGACUGCAUAGCUUCAAUGAUCUUAUGACAAGGUUGCAGUUUACCUGCCUUGUGGCAGAACUAUGAUCUUAUGACAAGGGCCUUC